Molecule: messenger RNA, 4360 nt
Organism: Tupaia belangeri chinensis (Chinese tree shrew)
Lineage: Eukaryota; Metazoa; Chordata; Mammalia; Scandentia; Tupaiidae
Gene: EVC2
Product: EvC ciliary complex subunit 2
Exons: 22
Coding region: 32-3967 (1311 amino acids)
Biological process (GO): smoothened signaling pathway
Cellular component (GO): plasma membrane protein complex; ciliary membrane
Source: RefSeq, a predicted model, not a curated record
CCCCUUUAGGGUGGACCGUCUCAGACAGACGAUGAGCCCCCCAGGCGCCUGGGGGCGCGCUACGUGGGUGCUGUUCUGGGGUCUCCUGGCCUCAGCCCUGGCGCUCGGGUGCCGAUGCUGGUCCUCCGCGAGCCGGGGUCCGCUGCAGUGUCCCCUCCAUGCGCAACCUUCUUCAGAUCCCCUCUCGGCUGCCGGGGACCCGCCAGGCCUGGACACCCCUCCCAGACUGAGCAGAACACGGCCCAAGAGAACCCGGCAGGACUUGCUGUAUAUGAUUUGGCCCAAUAGGGAAAGCUCUCACUUGACGACUGUGGUGGAGGCAUCACUUGGAACGCAAUUCAACAAGGAAAUUGAGGUCUUUAACCCACUCCCAACUUCGGCAGCAUCCAGUGGAUUGUGGACUCAUUCCUUAUUUGCCUUUAUACCCUCAUGGCCCAAGAAGACCUUGUUUAAAAGAGAGUCUCCUGCAACCCAGCACCUGUAUGGAGACAUUUCAAGAGAACUUCGAGGGACUUCUGAGAAUGGAGUGAUUUUUCAGAAAUGUGCCCUGGUGUCUGGGCAGAGUGCAUCACAGACAGCACAUGUACAGCUUCUCGUCAAUAACACCAAGACACCCCUGUCUGCCAACCUCUCAGAUCUGCUCCUGCUCGACAACAUCACUGGCCUCACGAUCAGGGCGUCAGUCGGAAACAAGACCUCAGAAGGACUCCAGACCUUUAGGAAGAAGUUUCUGCAAGUUGGGGACUUCUACCUGGUCAGCUACACUGCCUCGCUCCAGACCAGAGAUGGAGACAUCAGGAAUGGGGACAGCCUCAUGCUUCCUGCCCAGCUCACCUUUCAGAGCUUAUCACUGAACAGAACACAGCUGAAAGCCCUUUUUACCAUAACAACAGAAGAAAAAGUAAUGGUGCUACCAGACCACGGUCUUCAUGCAGCAGGGUUCUUCACAGCCUUCCUCCUCUCCCUCAUGCUGACCUGGCUCGUGCUUUUCUUCAUGGUUCGAUGUCAGUGCCUGCAGGGAUACAUGCUUACCCGAUGUGGGGUUCGACCUCAUGAGAGCAAGCUGGAACCUUCGCCGUUCACCUCAGCAGAUGGUGUGAAUGAGGACCUUUCCCUUAAUGACCAGAUGAUAGAAAUCUUGUCUUCUGAGGACCCUGGGAGCAUGCUGCAAGCCUUAGAAGAGUUGGAGAUUGCAACCCUCAAUCGGGCAGAUGCAGAUCUAGAGGCUUGUAGAAUGCAAAUCAGCAAGGAUAUUAUUGUCCUUCUACUUAAAAAUCUGACCAGUAAUGGCCACCUCUCGCCCCAAGCAGAAAGGAGGUUGGGCUCUGUUUUUAAGAAGCAGUUUCUGUUGCUGGAAAAUGAAAUACAAGAGGAGUAUGACCGAAAGAUGUUGGCACUGACAGCUGAAUGUGACCUUGAAACAAGAAAGAAGACAGAAAACCAGUACCAGCGGGAGAUGGUGGCAAUGGAGGAAAUGGAAGAGUUGCUGAAACGUGUUAGCGAGAGGUCUGCUGUGGAGUGCAGCAACCUUCUGAGGACCCUCCAUGGCCUGGAACUGGAGCACUUGAGGAGGUCUCUAGCUUUGCAACGAGAGGAAGAUUUUGCCAAGGCUCACAGGCAGCUGGCUGUUUUCCAGAGAAACGAACUGCACAAUAUCUUCUUUACCCAGAUAAGAAGUGCUAUUUUCAAAGGAGAACUAAAACCAGAGGCGGCCAAAAUGGUCCUACAAAAUUAUUCUGAAAUACAGGAAAAUGUAGAAGAGUUGAUGGACUUUUUCCAAGCUAGUAAGAGGUAUCAUCUCAGUAAAAGAUUUGGCCACAGGGAAUACCUGGUCCAGAACCUACAGUCAUCAGAGACCCGUGUACAAGGCCUUCUAAAUGCUGCCGCAGCUCAGUUGACCCUCCUCAUCCAAAAACAUGAGAGAGCAGGGUACUUGGAUGAAGAUCAAAUGCAGGUGCUAUUGGAGCGGGCUCAGACAGAAGUCUUCUCUGUGAAACAGAAGUUGGACAAUGACUUAAAGCAGGAGAAGAAAAAACUCCAUCAGAAAUUAAUAAUUAAGAGAAGACGAGAAUUGCUGCAAAAGCACAAGGAGCAGCGGAAGGAGCAGCUGUCCAUUGGGGAGACCUUCCGAGCAACUGAAGAUGUGACCGAGUACCUGCACCAGUGGAGGAGCAUGAUGGCUGAGCACAGCGCCACCCUGGAGGAACUGCAGGAGCGUCUGGACCAAGCUGCCCUGGACGAUCUCCGGGCCCUGACCUUGUCUCUAUCUGAGAAGGCCACUGAUGAGUUGCGGCGCCUCCAGAACUCAGGGAUGACCCAGGAGCUGCUCAAACGCAGUGUUCCCUGGCUGUUCCUGCAGCAGAUCCUGGAGGAGCACAGCAAGGAGAUGGCUGCACGGGCUGAGCAGCUGGAGGGCGAGGAGAGGGAUAGGGACCAGGAGGGUGUCCAGAGCGUGAGGCAGAGACUGAAGGAUGAUGCACUAGAGACUUCAACAGAGGAGCAGGCGGAGCUGAGACGCUGGGAGCACUUAAUCUUCAUGACGCUCUGCUCCUCCGUCUUCUGCAUGUCUGAAGAGGAGCUGCUCAGGAUGAGGCAGGAGGUUCAUGGCUGCUUUGCUCAGAUGGACAGGAGCUUGGCCUUCCCCAAAAUCCGGUCCCGAGUCCUGCUGCAGCAAUUUAGGACUGCUUGGCGAGAAACCGAGUUCCUGAAACUGGACCAGGCCCUGGCUGCCCCCGAGCUGCAGCAACAGUCCAAGGCGAGAAAGCCACGGUCCAAGAGUAAAAGCAAGAUAGACCUUUUGAAGAAGUGCAUCGAAGAUAAAAUCCACCUCUGUGAGGAGCAGGCCCCUGAAGACCUGGGUGAAAAGGUCCGAGGAGAAUUACUGCGGGAGAGAGUGCAGCAGCUGGAGGCCCAGGAAGGACGCUUCGCCGAGUCGCUGGUUGCUCUGCAGUUCCAGAAGGCGGCCCGGGUGACAGAGACCCUGUCUGCAUACACUGCCCUCCUCAGCAUCCAGGACUUGCUCCUUGAGGAGCUGAGUGUGACGGAGACCCUCACCAAGUCAGCCUGCACUCAGAUCCUGGAGUCACACAAUCCGGAUCUCCAGGAGUUGGAAAGGAAGCUGGAGGACCAGCUGGCCCAGCAGGAGGCAGCCCAGCAGCAGCAGGCCCUAGAGAGCUGGCAGCAGUGGGUGGCCGAUGGGCCUGGGCUGCUGAAUGAGCCUGGAGAGAUGGAACCUGAAAGGCAGAUCUCUGCGGUCCUGCGGCAAGCCCUGAGCAAGGGACAGAAGUUACUGGAGCAACAUGAGCAAAGUUUGAGAGAGGAGCAACAGAACAGUGUCAUCUUGGAAGAUUUGCUAGAAAAUAUGGAAAUGGACACCUUUGUGGCCCUGUGCAGCCAGGAGCUGAGAUUGGCAUCUUACCUCUCAAAGAUGACGAUGGCACCUGGGGCCACGCUGCGCCGGCUCCUCAGUGUCUUGCUGCCUACAGCCUCCCAGCCCCAGCUACUGGCCCUGCUGGGAUCAGUCAGUGACAGACAUUCGGACCACACUGUAGAGAAUGAGGGCAGCGGGGAGCAGACUGACCCAGGCAGGAGGAGAAAACACCAGAGCUGGUGGCAAGCCUUCGAAAGCAAACUACGAGGAGAUCUGAUAAGCAGAGGAUCGGAAAAGAUGCUCUGGGCUCGCACGAGGAAGGAGAGCAUAUUAAAGAAGACAUGUCUCCCUCUCAGAGAGAAAAUGUUAUUCUCUGGAAAAGGAAGUUGGCCACACCUGUCCCUGGAGCCCAUUGGCGAACUGGCCCCUGUACCUAUUGUAGGGGCAGAAACUAUUGACAUAUUAACUACAGGAGAAAAGCUCUUUAUAUUCAGAAACCCAAAAGAGCCAGAGAUCUCAUUGCACAUUCCUUCCAGAAAAAAGAAGAAGAAUUUCCUGAAUACCAAAAAGGCCACCAGGGCCAUGGGCAAGGACUAGCCCAAGGGAAAACCCCACGGGAGCAUCUGAAGACAGAAAGAUUAUUUUCUUCUGCCCACCUGUGUGUGUUUAUAAUGUACUUGCACUACAUAAAUUGCACAUGCGUAAGACACAGGCACCCCUGACACACAUUGAUUUUCAUGGACUCAGUUUAAUUGGAAUUUCCAGAUAGCCCACUCUCUUCUGCAUCAGAGAGAUUUGAACACCUAUUUCUUUAAAUCUGCAGGAAAUUCCUGCCCCCCCCCCGCCCUCCCCCCCCCCCUCCCCCCUUCAUAUCUCACCAUCUGCUCAUGUCAAUUACAGGCUGUGUGUCAAAGGCAAAGUCCCCUGUUCUUAUGGUUUACAUUUGUUCCAUAUUCUAUUUUAUAAAGGAACCUCUUAAAAAUAAAUGUU